Messenger RNA from Zingiber officinale, 321 nucleotides. RefSeq lists its product as uncharacterized. Bases 4 to 309 code for a protein of 101 amino acids. The transcript has a single exon. Lineage: Eukaryota; Viridiplantae; Streptophyta; Magnoliopsida; Zingiberales; Zingiberaceae. The record is from RefSeq and is a predicted model, not a curated record.
UCCAUGGAAGAAGAAGCCUCUAAGAAGCAAAAGAGGUGGCGGCUAAGAGGAGGGUACCGUCGCCUCCUCUCGCGGCGAUACUCCCCCUCGAAGACGAAGGAGAUAAAGCAGGAGGAGGAUGGAAAGGACGAGGCGGAGAGGGUAAGGAAGGGCAGCAAGGAGAUCGACGCACACCCUGUGAUUAGAAUUCUGGAGGCGCCAUCGAAGAAGGCAACGUCGAGGCCGGAGUUCUUGAGGUAUUUGGAGUACUUGAAGGAGGGUGGGACGUGGGAGCCCAACUCUGAGAGGCCCUCCAUCUACUUCAAGUAGUCGUGCGAGCGU